Messenger RNA from Ceratina calcarata, 683 nucleotides. RefSeq lists its product as uncharacterized. The record is from RefSeq and is a predicted model, not a curated record. Bases 246 to 668 code for a protein of 140 amino acids. Lineage: Eukaryota; Metazoa; Arthropoda; Insecta; Hymenoptera; Apidae. The transcript has 2 exons.
CGCCAAUCGUCGGCAGUCUCGCGCGAACCAUCGGCUCGAGCGGCGGCUUCUCGUGCAGUGCCGGAUCCUCGUUAUUACAAUAAGUGUUCCCCGUACGUGGUCAGCAUUCGAAAAGUCUCGACUUCUGUGUGAUAAUUAUUUAAAGUUAGUAAUUGACUAAAUCGAAGUUUUCCAUCGACGCUGAAGAGAUUUUUUUUCUUCAAUAAGCAAGAGAUUGUAAUUACUGCUCAUGGUUUGCACAUGAUAUGACCCAGUCCCGCGAGGUUUUGGCAAUGAUGGACGCGCACACGACAACGUUCGGACGUAAAAGGGGUUGCACGGUGUCGCCCUGCGGCGCAUUCCUUUUGGCCGCCGCCUUCAUCAUAUCGCUGGUAGUGACCGGGCUGCUGGUCUAUCAUCUCGCGCCGUGCCUCGAGGAGAAAUGCGCCGGUGAUCUAAGCAGCCCGGCGUUCGAGGCCCGCGGCGUGUUCACUGGGAACGCGUUCGGCAAGAAACGGCUCGACGUACGGCUACCGAGAUCCGUAGUUCCCGACUUGUACGAGCUCAGGCUGACACCGUUUAUACAACCCGGAAACUUCACUUUCCAUGGCGAGGUACGAAACGCUUCUUCUUCCUCCCAGAUUUUUUUGUAUUCUCAGACGAGAACUUUCUCACCGACACGACCGUGACACGUGUCUGUUAAC